Molecule: messenger RNA, 2634 nt
Organism: Peromyscus leucopus (white-footed mouse)
Lineage: Eukaryota; Metazoa; Chordata; Mammalia; Rodentia; Cricetidae
Gene: Ttc24
Product: tetratricopeptide repeat domain 24
Exons: 11
Coding region: 353-1939 (528 amino acids)
Molecular function (GO): protein binding
Source: RefSeq, a predicted model, not a curated record
AAGGAUGCGUCUGCAGAAGUGGAGCAGCAGCUGAGCAGGAAGAGGAGUAGGUCUUAGCUGGCUGAGCCUGAGCACCAAGGUUCUGCACUAAGAUAGACCGCCACAGCUGUCCUUCAGAGGAUUGCCCCGGAGUAGAGAGCAGUGCCCCGGUGUCUGGUAACAGAGCUCUGAGCUAAAAGCUAGUAAGAAGUAACCCAAGCCAGAGAAACCAUUCCAGAAAGCCAACCGCAGAGGAAAAAGCGCAGAGCACGGGGGAUUGAAUUCACGGAAGGGGGCUUUCAGGAAGCGGCCUUCACUUGAUCUGCGUGCUGACAAAGAACCAGGAAGAGUUCUUUAAAAAGUGGGAGUCAAAAUGCUGCCCGCUAGGACACAGGAAGGAAGGUCUUCCCCUGUCCCCAAGGACAGCCACCUGAAGCUCGAGCCUGUGCCCAAACCUUCAAACUGCAGGAAGAAAAGGGAGCAAAGGAAUCGGCUGCAGCAAGAAGCCGACAUCCAGACCCUCACCAGGGCUGGCCUCAGGGCCCUGAAGGCCGGGCAGACUCAGGAGGCCUUGGGCCACUUCCAGAAGGCCUUCUUGCUGGCCUCCAAGGUUCCAUCCACCAGAGAUAGCCCUGUUCUUCGAGCCUGUGCUUUCAACCUGGGGGCUGCCUACGUGGAGACUGGGGCCCCGGCCACAGGACUUGAGCUGCUUCUGAGAGCCCGUCCUGAAGGGACGUCCAAAGGCUGGUGUCGGGGUGACCAGUGUUUCAAUGUAGCUUUGGCCUAUCAUGCCCUUGGUGAACUGACCCAAGCUUUGGACUGGUACCGCAGGGCUCUGGGCCAUUACCAGCCACAGGGUGACCAUGGGGAAGCGCAGGCAAAAAUGGGAGCCUGCUACCAGGCCCUGGGAAGGCCUAAGCAAGCAGCCGAUAGUUUACAGGAAGCAAGCCGGGCCUAUGCCCAGGCAGGCCAGCUCUGGGAUGCAGCCCUGGCCCAGGUGGCUGCAGUGAGAUGCAUGCUGAGCAGCGGGCAGCAUGGACUGAGUGAUGUGCUGCAGGCCCUGGACGAGGGCCGUAAGCUUGCCGAUGCUGACCGGAGCACUGACCGCAGACUGCUGGGGCCGCUCUACAAUGAUCUGGGCAUGGGUUACUUCCAACUUCAACUCUUCCCUUUGGCAGUAGAGGCCUUCCUGCAGGCCCUGCCCGUGUGUCGACAGCCGGCAGAGCAAGCCACAGUGCUUCAAAACCUUGGAAUGACCUACAACGCCCUGGGCAACCAUCAGGAAGCCCAGGAGUUCCACCAGAAGGCUGCCAACCUGCAUGGCUCUGUGGGCCAGCGGCUGGAGCAAGGGCGGAGCUUUGGCGGUCUGGCAUUUUCACUGAGCCAGCUGGGGGACCACAGGGCUGCUUGGGACAGCUAUUUGCAUGCCCUGCAGGCUGCCCAAGACACUGGGGACACAAAGGGACAGUGGCAGGCCUGUGAGGGCCUUGGGGCGGCGGCAGCCAGACUGGGACAACAUGACCAGGCCUUGAAAUACUAUAAGCAAGCGCUGGUUCAGUGUCAGCAUGAAUCAGAUUCUGUACGAGAGCGACUUGUGGCCAAGCUGGCGGAUGCCAUGCGGACCUUCUUGGCUCAGGAGAGGCUAACCCAGGCUCCUAUCCUGCCCUCUGCUCCUGGAAGGCUCCAGGCCAAGUGGGAGGCCUCCCUGGUGGCAAGGACCUCUGCCAGGGUACAAAGCAGUGCAGGCGAUGCCCCGGACAGUAGUUGGGAAGAUGACGAACCAGAAGAGGGCCACGAGGAGAAAGAGACGGAGGGGCUGGUGAACAUGACCGCUUCGGUAGGACCUCAGAGACAGGACCGCUUAGGAGCCACAGUUCACCUUCCAUCUGGAGGCCUCAGUCCCAGUGGAGAGGAGCACCCGGCCAUCACAGCACCCCCCCCACCAGCUCCAAGUCAAUAGGCCAUCCGCGUGGACCAAGGAAGCCCUUGGGAGGAAUCCCCAAAGGAUGUGCACCUACUCUGGCUUCUGCACGAUCAUGUGACCUGUACCUGCCGGCCACAGCCCUUACCUCUGCAGGAACUUCCCAAUAGAUGCAUUUAGGGGCUUUGGGGAGGAGCCUCUUCAGCUGGGUGUGGACAUAGCACUCCUGGGCAGGCCAAGGGCUGUGCUGGCUCAGCGUUGAGAUUCUCUUCGCUCCUCUUUGGGAGGACAGUAGACCAAAGACUGGAAAGUGAAUGGCGAACACUGACCUUUGCUUCUCUGGAUUGGGAUGUCAUUACUGCUAAGGCCUUUGCUAGUUCUAAAAAUGACUCCCCAGCUCAGGUGACUUUGGGACCACUGACCUUCUCCAUGCCCCCUUUUCCAUGUGGGAGACAGGAAUGUCAUACCUACAACAGAAGAUAUGAAAGAACAGACAUUACCGCCCCUUACAGGACACUACAGGUCACAGCAGCAAUAAUGAUGUGACAUUAAGCCUACUCCAAACCUUAAGCACUUUGCAGGUAUUUCCUUACAAGAGCAUGUGAGGAAAAGAGAGAGCUGGGCAUGUUGACACAGGCCUACGGUCCUGACACUCAGAAGAAGGCAGGAAGAUCCCUUUAAGGCCAGCCUGGGCUACAUAGUGAGAUUUAUCUUAAAAAACAACUAGGGUGUAG